Brassica rapa (field mustard) is the source of this 4664-nucleotide messenger RNA. RefSeq lists its product as uncharacterized. NCBI's taxonomy places the organism in Eukaryota, Viridiplantae, Streptophyta, Magnoliopsida, Brassicales, Brassicaceae. The record is from RefSeq and is a predicted model, not a curated record.
ACCGUUGUAGUCGUCGAAAAGUCGUCGGAAUAUUCCGUCAAAUUUCCGACGAUAUGCCGAUGAAAAGAUAUAACCGUUACGGUCGUCGGUAUUCCGUCGGUAUUUUCCGACGAAUUUCCGACGAACCAAGUGACCGUUGCCGACAAAUAAAUAUGACCGUUUUAUAGCCGUUCGAGAUUGAAAAAUACUGACGGAAUUCCGACGGAAUGCUUUAUAUCUGUCGGUAUUCCGUCGGAAAGUCGUCGGAUGUCCGUAAGCAAUUUCCUAUAAAUGCAACCCCUCCUCAUUCAUCUCAUUCACACCUCAUUCUCUCUUCUUUCUCUUUAGUCAUAACAAUUCCGUGAAAAUCAUGUCUUCAGGAGCUUAUUAUCGUUCGUGGAUGGAUAAACCUCAUUUGGAUCCCAACACUAAUUUGCUUACGGAAGAAUACGUUCAAGGAAUUGGAGAAUUCAUGAGGCUUGUUCAACAGCAACCGGAUGCAAAAAGUGGUAUGUUAAGAUGUCCCUGCUCUACUUGCAAUAAUAAUAAGGUUAUAAAAGAAUUUGAUGUUUGGACUCAUUUGUAUAUGAAAGGGUUUUCACGUAAUUAUAAAGUUUGGUACCUUCAUGGGGAAACUGGUUAUGAAUAUGGUAGUACUAGCGAACCUCAGCCUGUUAGUGAACUUCAGCCUGAUAUUAGGUUAGAAGAACCUAGAACGGAUAUAGAUUAUGGUGUAGGUACUGAGCAGAUGGUACAUGAUCAUUAUAGAGGGGAAGAACCAAAUCCCGAAUCUAGGAGAUUUUUUGAUAUGUUAGAUGCAGGAAAACAACCUUUGUAUCAAAAUUGUAGAGAUGGUCAUUCAGUCUUAUCAUCUGCAACUAGAUUAAUGGGUAUUAAGACAGACUAUAAUUUGGCUGAAGAAUGCAUGGAUGCGAUUACUGAUUUUGUCAAAGGUAUUCUACCUGAGGAUAACCUUGCACCGGGUUCAUACUACGAGGUUCAGAAACUUGUAGCCGGUCUUCAACUACCGUACGAAGUGAUAGAUGUAUGUAUUGACAACUGCAUGAUCUACUGGAGAGCGGAUGAGACACGAAAUGUAUGCAAAUUUUGUGGGAAACCUCGUUAUCAGGAGACGAGGGGAAGAGUUCCGAUCCCGUUCAAAAGAAUGUGGUAUUUGCCUUUGACGGAAAGAUUGAAGAGGUUGUAUCAGUGUGAGCGCACAGCAAAAGCAAUGAGAUGGCAUGCAGAGCAUUCCACAAAUGGUGAGAUUAGACAUCCUUCAGAUGCGAAGGCUUGGAAACAUUUCCAGUCAACAUAUCCAGAAUUUGCGGAAGAGAGAAGAAAUGUUUAUCUUGGAUUAUCUACUGAUGGUUUCAGCCCGUUUGGAAAGCAUGGAAGACAGUAUUCUCUAUGGCCAGUUAUCGUGACCCCGUACAACUUACCGCCGAGCUUGUGCAUGCGACGAGAGUUUUUGUUUCUCUCAAUUCUCGUCCCCGGUCCAGAUCAUCCUAAAAGAUCACUAGAUGUGUUUCUUCAACCACUGAUAUAUGAGUUGCAACAACUAUGGGCGCAUGGUUUUGAGACAUACGAUGUUUCGUGCAAAGAAAACUUUCAGAUGCGGGCAGUACUUAUGUGGACAAUAAGUGACUUUCCAGCAUAUGGUAUGUUAUCUGGAUGGACAACACAUGGGAGGCUAUCAUGUCCAUAUUGUCAAGAUGACACCGAUGCUUUCCAACUAAAGAACGGAAGGAAAACGUGUUGGUUUGACUGUCACAGACGAUUUCUUCCACCUGAUCAUCCAUACCGCAGGAGUAAGACUUCGUUUACGAAGAACAAGCAGGUGUUUGAUGGUCCACCUGAGGAAGUUAGUGGGGAAAAUUUGUUGAAGCAGUUUAGGGAUUUUGAUGCAGAAAGGACGCCAGAUGUAGGUGGACAUGAAAACAUUCGAGUCAGUGCGGUUGGAGAGCUACAUAACUGGCACAAAAAGAGUAUUUUCUGGGAUCUGCCAUAUUGGAAGACUCAUCUAUUGCGGCAUAAUUUAGAUGUCAUGCAUAUUGAGAAGAACUUCUUCGACAAUCUGAUGAACACAGUCCUUAACAUCCAAGGUAAAACGAAGGAUAAUUUGAAGUCAAGGUUGGAUUUAGUCGAUAUCUGUGAUCGUUCUGAACUUCACGUUGAUGAGAACGGUACGGCCCCUUUUCCCAUUUAUCGGCUGGAUGGUGCUAGAAAAGAAGAGUUCUUUGAUUGGAUUACAGAUAAAGUGAAAUUUCCUGACGGAUAUGCAUCAAAUUUGGGGAACUGCGUUGAUAGAAGCGAAGGAAAGUUUAGUGGCUUGAAGAGUCAUGAUUGUCAUGUAAUUAUGCAGCGCCUCCUCCCGUUUGCUUUUUCAGCAUUAUUGCCACGUAAUGUUCAUGAAGCAAUUGCAGGGAUAAGUGUUUUCUUCCGCGACUUAUGCAGCAGAGUAGUGACUGAAGAGGGUAUUAAUAAUUUGAAGACAAACGCACCAGUCAGCAUGUGCAACCUUGAGAAGAUAUUUCCUCCAUCAUUCUUUGAUGUAAUGGAACAUCUUGCUAUUCAUCUCGCAAGAGAAUUGGAACUUGGUGGUCCUGUGCAGUACAGAUGGAUGUAUAUUUUUGAGCGUUAUAUGCAUCAUCUGAAGAAGAUGGUCAAAAAUCAAAGCAGGGUGGAAGGAUCUAUAGUGGCACAGGUGAUCAAUGAAGAAACUGCAAUCUUUGCUGAAAAUUAUUUUCCACCAGAAGUGCAUACAAAACACCGAAGACCUGCUCGGCAUGAUGACAGAGGGGAGAGAGCAACAUAUCAUGUUACUGUCCCAAGCAUGUUCAAGGAAAUAGGACGACUUAGCGGAAAAUUCACGAAGCGCAGACUUACGGACACUGAGCACGCUCAUUUGCAAACAUAUUUGCUCACCAACUGUGAAGAUGUUCUACAAUAUGAGAGUGUAUAUAUGGCGGAGUUGCGUAUGACUCACAGGCAUGCAACAGAAGAUGAGCUUCAACAACUUAGAGAUAACGGAUUUGCUGUGUGGCUUCGUAGUUAUGUGAAUGAUGGUUUGGCCAGAGGUUUUGUGUUCGAUGAUUGGAUACGCGAAUUUGUGCAGGGACCAAACUAUGUGGUCAAAUCAUAUCCAAAAUUUUGUACGCGAGGAUAUGCAUUCACAAGGAAAGGUCAUUCUAAGACAACAUAUGAUGCUGGUGUUUCAUCUUCUUCCGGUGACGAUGUCUACUACGGCAACAUAAAAGAAAUAUUGGAAAUCCAAUUUCCUGGAAUGGUUGGAUUGCGUUGUGUAGUAUUCUAUUGUGAUUGGUAUGACACCACCCCAGAUAGAGGAGUGAAGAUUGAUGCGUUUGGUGUUACAUCAGUUCAUUCGCGGCGGAAACUUCAAUACUAUGAUCCCUUCAUUCUUGGUUCGCAAGCUGAUCAGGUAUGUUACAUCAGUUACCCUCGGGUGACGUACAGAGAUGAUCCAUGGGUCACUGUAACGCAAAUCAACCCAAGAGGACGAGUGGAUGGAACUUCUGAUGAUGAUGAACCAUUGCAACCAGAGUCUACCAGCAACGCCCAGGCAGUUGAAGAUUUGGCAAAUGUUGAACUCGUUGAGGAUUUGACUGAGUUUGGACUUGAUGCUGUUGUACAUUCGGAACCAGAAGCUGAGGUUGGGGAGUUUGAUGAAGAUUCAGAAGAUUCGGAUUAGUUUUUUUUUUUUUUUUUUUUUCCAUUUGGUCCGUCGGAAAUCCAUCGCAAAAUACCGACGAGAUAGCGACGAUAAAGAGUUUCAUGAAAGUCUGGAGAUGUCCUCGGUAAUUCGUCGCAAUAUACCGACGACAUCCCGACGAACUAACAGAGUUCGUCGGAAUGUCGUCGGUAUAGUGCGACGAAUUACCGAGGACAUGUGUUUUUAAAAAGUCCUCGGUAAUUCGUCGCAAUAUACCGACGACAUUACGACGAACUCUGUUAGUUCGUCGGGAUGUCGUCGGUAUAUUGCGACGAAUUACCGAGGACAUGUGUUUUUAAAACAUUUCCAACAUAAAAAUCUAUAAAUUUAUAUGCCAAAACUAUGAAAAUAAUACAUAAUAAGUGUUUAGUAUAGUAUUAGAUCGCAACCGUUCAAAUAUAACAAUUCAUAAAAAUAUUUAUGUAUGCAUAUCACAUGUUUUCAUAACAUCUCAUCUUAACACUCAUAUACUUAUACAAUCACAUUCAUCUAAUCUUACACUACAAAAAAUGUUGUUGUAUAAAUUCGUGUUAUCAAAACAUUUCUACUGUUAAAUCUUUAUGAAAAUACUAUAUAUAUUAUCAAAGAUUUGGAUUUUGCUUUUAGAAACUUGUAACCAACCCUUAAACACUAAGUCGUCAGUAUUCCGUCGGAAUGAGUCGUCAGUAUUCCGUCGGAAUAUACUGACGAACUUAAUUCCGUCGGAAUUGUAAUUUACCCGGGAAAACCAAACCGCGUGAAAUUUUCGCGGACCGCCAAUUGAUAUAUAUUUAAUGAUACCGACGGAAUACUGACGAACCCGUGUCCGUCGGAAUUGUUAAAUAUAAUUACUCAUCUUCUUCCUUCUUCGUUAUUUCCGCCUCCGGCUCUCUCUCAAUUCUCUCCGCGAUUUCUCUCCCUUUCACGGCGAUUCCGGCCGUUCUCGAGCCCCCAUCACCGGCGGCCCCCAUUC